AUGGAGAAUCAAAAUAACCAUAAGGAAAACCGUCACAAUAACAACAGAAGAAGACAAAAUAAUAAUGCACAAAAGCCAGACGGUCCUAAAAGAGAAGCUAUAUUGGAUUUGAACAAAUACAAGGAUCAACAAAUUCGUGUUAAAUUUAUCGGUGGUAGACAAGUAGUGGGCACUUUGAAGGGAUUUGAUCAAUUGAUGAAUUUGGUGUUGGACGAUGUUGUUGAAACUCUCAGAGAUCCAGAAGAUGAUAGCGUAUUGACCAAGGAAACCAGAAAUCUUGGCUUAGUGGUUGUGAGAGGACCAACCUUACUUACCAUCUCUCCAGUGGAUGGUAGUGAAAUUAUCGACAAUCCAUUUGCAGCUCCAGAAUAG
This is a messenger RNA of Dujonia railenensis, 372 nucleotides long. The record is from the annotation of a GenBank genome assembly. NCBI's taxonomy places the organism in Eukaryota, Fungi, Ascomycota, Pichiomycetes, Serinales, Debaryomycetaceae.